ACUUCUCAAGAAAAGUGCGUGCUUACCUACCGAUUCACUGUACUACAGCCAUCUGAUGAGGACUCUUCGAAACUCUCUUCUCUGGUAUAGGACGCUCUAGAGGUUUCUUAUUUAUCGGCAUAACCUAACUAAGUUGGAUGCACACGUGACCUUUUUGGAAUUUCUCCCUUUAUCGAAACGAGGAGACUGGGUCGAACGUCGCGAAGCGAGUCCGACUAAUACUUCCGUAUUAAAAUGUCAGAUGACGCUAGCUGGACGUAUCACUGAUCAUUCGAGACGUCGUAUUGUUUGGGAUGAUUUCUUCGUCAGUGUUUGCUCGACAUUAUGAUCCUGGUUGUGAGGUAAGAUGGCUAGAAUUGAAGAGUGAAGCUCCGUUUGAUUUAUGCCCAGUCUUCUGGAUGUUAUACGAGGAUUUAAAACCGCCGUUUGUCGAUUAUGACUCGUAAGCGAUGACGACUCUUUGAUGAUUGAAUGACUGUGAUUAAUGGGCGAAAAAUCGACGCAUACGGUUUAUUCUAUUCCGUUACGCCACAAUCUGGUCCCCACUUUUGACAGAGGAGCAUUAAUUGACCCGAAAGAUUGAUGACUAUAUGAUAUAAAAAUGGCCUUAGAUGGAGAAGAAUUUGUUUUACGCUGGGCUGGUCAUGCAGGUCACGUCGCAGAAAGAUUUAGCGGAUUGCUAGCUCGACAAGCACUCGUCGACGUCACGCUAAUUUGUGAGGAGCAAAGGCUGCGAGUGCACAAAUUAGUCCUGGCAUCGUGUAGCUUAUACUUUGAGGAAAUGCUGGAGGAAGAUCUAGGUCAAGAGCCGACUAUUUUAUUAAGAGACAUGAGUUUUGAUGUUCUCAAGGCGAUGGUGGAGUUCAUGUAUUGCGGGGAAACGACACUUUCUCAUGAAUAUCUGAAGCCUUUACUGGAAGCAGCUACUAUUUUUAAGGUUAGAGAAUUAGCUUAUAUAAUAAGUACAUUAAUGGGAUCUCAAGACGAAGAUGAAGUUAAAAAUUGUGGGGAAAGUAUCGACUGUUCAGAACAUGCAGAAACUUUAAAGUUAGCUAACGAAUUCAACGACUGUGAUGAUAGUAUUCAAUUGAAUGUUUCAAAGGAAAAUGAGAUAUCUACUUUCAAACUAAACGAAAAUGAGAAUUUGGAUUCAGGAGAGGAAUUGCCUUCUGAUAAUUUUGCAAUCAACGAAAAUGAAGGUCAGGAAGUUGAACACAUGCUUUACGAAGAAUCGGGUUUUGUUCAGGCAGAUGUAAGUACAACAAAAAAUUUUACAUUAUCGAAUUCCUUGGAAGUAAAAAAAGAUAACAUCAGAAAGAAUCUGAAUUCAAAAUACGAUGAUUAUGCAGAGAAGUUUGAUGAUGAAUUCGAAGAAAAGUCGAUAAAGUGUCAGCAAGAAAAUGUAGAGAAGUCGGUUUUUCCUAACAACGCAGAAAAGUGUUUAAAAGUUUACACUCAUAAGAAACGCAAAUGGAUGGAUAUGGCAAAAAAUCGUUUGAUUCAAUCAGACCGAUGCUUGCCACAAGCGUCCGUAACCGAUUGCAUCGAUUUAGAUAAUCCAUGUAACGAAGAUGUGCUAAUUACAGUUUCAACGUCGAUAGAUUUGAACGACACUGAAUAUACUCUAAAUUUCAGCACGGAGAAUGCAAUACCUCGUAUGGGUCGUACCUCCAACGAUCCACACCUGUCAUUUUCUGACGAUAAAGUUGACAAUGAGAAAAUACGUACAAAUGUCGAAUUAGGUAAUGAAUCUAAUCGUGUUUUAAGUAGAUGUAAGGAAAUUAGAAGUAGUGAACAAGUUGAUACAGAAAGUUACGAUGAUUUAAAAGCCUCACUGCCUGUAUUAAGAAGAAGCGAACGAUUGAAUCAGUAUGAAUACGAGGAGCCUGUCAGUAACAAAUUAUCACUCGGUAGAAUCAACACCAAGUUUAUGGUGUCAAAGAAGAACACCAAUAUUACAGAACCUCUUGACGAGUCCAAACAUAACGUCAAAGAACAAUGCAUAAUUAAUAAGAGUGUAACUACGUCUCAGUCUCCGAAGAAGAAUUUCACUUAUUCUCGGUCCCUUCGAAAUGCUUCGAAAUCAACCACGAAAAGCAAUGCUAAAUCUCGGUUUUCGUUAACCAGAAGUAAUAAAGAGGAACAUAAGCCGAAGUCAAGUAAUAAGUUUAAGUGUGAGAAAUCAGAGAAGACGGAAUAUGUUAUAAAUGAUUCUAUCGCCUGUCCUGCGACUUUAAACGUUGUUUCUUCCAUCAAUAGAGCUCUGUGGGGCGACAUGGCAGAUGUUUUAGAAAAUGGAGAAAAUGUCUUUGACUGGUCGGAACACUCGAAUAGCAAAGAGAUUCCAUUCGCAGUCGGUUUGCUGCCACUACGUGCUGCUCUCGAGAGACUGCAAGCUAUUCCGGAUUAUCAUCCUCGAAAAACUCGAUCUUCUGCUGCCCCUUGCAGACAAGAACUUAAUAGUUUUAAACGGAAACAUUCUCCCAGCAAGGAGUCCUGUGGAAAGAUUAAAAAACACGCGGAUGGUAAUGCAAAAGAGAACACGAGUACGGUAUGUCAUGUUAAGAUCAGUACAACUUCUGCACAGUCAAUGCGUAACAGGAAAAGGUUUCUUGCGGAGCAUGUCGAACCGCCAACUCUUUCCAGUAAACAAUGACGCGUGAAAAAAUGAAACAUGUCGCAAGAUUUAAACAAACUAAAGUUUAUGCUCUGGAUAAACUUUAAAAAUUCCUUUAGAUAAUUAAAUUCUGCAUUGUAUGUACAGAGUCUCUUUUUUAGUCUACGAUAAAUCACUGGGUACUGCAAUUUUAAUUAUAAUAAGUCCUUUGGACUAAUCUGCUUAAUAGUAAAUAAGCGAAUUUCCUCGAAAUAAGCGUGUCAUUUUAUCGAUAGAUUAGUAUUAAAACAAUUUGUAUCGGUAGAGGAAGUAACAAUGGUCCACGACAUUUUUUUGUUUGUAGAUAUUCAUAUUUUUUUUUAAUCUUGUAUCGAUGUCCUAGGACACGUUAAUGUUAUGUUAUUUCAACGGAUCAUCUCUCAAGGCGUGUACAUAAAACUGUAAUAUACCGCGGAGAAGAGUCUAAUGGCAAUGUCUUAUUUAUUUUUAAACAAUGUAUUGGCUCCAUGCGAAAGAUAUAUUUUUACAUUUCAUACAUAAAAACGUAGAAUACGAUAUACAUUAGCGGUUAUUCGAGGUGGAAUAUUUGUGACGAGAAAAAAAGAAAAGCAAUCUUAACCAUUCUUUUUAUAAACAAAUGCAUCUAAUUAAUAGAACGCUCACUGCCUCUAGUUAAUAAACAAAAGCACAAGGAAACAGUCUAUAAUGUGCGUCGAAUUUACAAUUGUAUGUACACGAAGCUUCCAAUUUAUUUUCAUUAUUUUAUUACUUACUGAUAAGGACAAUUGGUGUUUUACUAAAAAAAUUCAUACUCCAGUUCGCACAAAGCGACAGCCUUGUACACAUAUUAUUGUACGUCCAACGUAUUGUUUGCGUCUAAUAUUUAAUAUUGCCUUUUCGAAUUAUACCGCGUAAACUACAAGCCCAAUUGUUUUAAUUACUCGCGACAUAUUGCACGCAUGCCGGAGCUGUUUUAUUUGCAACAUCCGCGUAUCGUUUAAUUAGUAUUCGUUAAUAUGUUAAUGUGACGGAUUACGUAAGGGCAUCUGUGGAAAUUAUUUUCGUGUGCGUGUACUCUACCUCGACAAUCGUGCAACGAUUGUUGUAGGUCCUUCCCUAAAAGAAAAGAAAAAAAAAGAAAGGACUUCUAGUUAAAAACGCGUUAUUGUGCAAUGGCUCGAUAAAGGGCUUGUCUAACAGCCCUUUUAAAGCCCUUGCACAAAUUGUAGCCUCGUUGACGAGGGGAUAAGUCUAUUAAUUUGAAUCGAUAUCGCCAUUACACUCGCUGCAAGUAUGUCAAUCGGUACUCGGUACGCAUGAUGGGAGUGUUAAUUGGAAAUGUAAGAACUGUUUUAUGAAUAUUUUUUUAAAUAAAUGUUUCUAAGAACAAGGAGAAAA
Orussus abietinus is the source of this 4015-nucleotide messenger RNA. RefSeq lists its product as uncharacterized. Lineage: Eukaryota; Metazoa; Arthropoda; Insecta; Hymenoptera; Orussidae. Gene Ontology annotation, molecular function: protein binding. Gene Ontology annotation, biological process: regulation of transcription by RNA polymerase II. Gene Ontology annotation, cellular component: nucleus. The coding region runs from base 602 to 2656 and encodes 684 amino acids. The transcript is spliced from 4 exons. The record is from RefSeq and is a predicted model, not a curated record.